Messenger RNA from Kockovaella imperatae, 831 nucleotides. RefSeq lists its product as hypothetical. Lineage: Eukaryota; Fungi; Basidiomycota; Tremellomycetes; Tremellales; Cuniculitremaceae. Bases 1 to 831 code for a protein of 276 amino acids. The transcript has a single exon. The record is from RefSeq and is a predicted model, not a curated record.
AUGACGAAUCCCGACACCAGCGUGCGAUACUUCCUGAGUCCGCAAACACUCCGAAUCGAGGCAUGCCGAUGUCUGAACCCGCGUGACCCACCGCAGACUGCACCAGCCACUAUCGAUUACAUGUUGAGACGCUUGGACAAGUUGUGGUCCCGAAUGAGAGGGUGGAGACUGGAUCCAAAAGUCCGGCUGGCUGCUGAAAGACUCUUGAUCCAACUUCGACGUCAAGGCAUGGAGCUGUUCCAUCUUGUCGGGGUGAACAAGGGGACACAUGCUCAGGGCUCAAAGACCCGAGGCGGAAUGGCCAUCCUCCUGCUGUUUCCUGAUUGGGGAGAGGUCUAUGCGGACCCAGUCGAGGAGGAUGCAGAAGCGCAGCGUAGAAAGGCAUUUUUCGAAUCCAAUCCGGACGGAGAAGACCGGACUGUCAUUGCCUGUGGAUAUGGUCAUCGGAUCGUCGCCGAGAUAAAUGUCUUGCUUCACAAAGAAAUUCGGUCCGACGGCAUUGUGGACCGAAUUGAUACCCGCCUAGCGCACGAUUGGUCAGAUACUAUCAGCGUAGCCGACUAUGAGUACUAUCGGGAGGAAGGAGCGCCACCUGCCAGUCAGUUGCUUGUGACGGGUGGAGAGGAUGAUGAGAAGAUGAUCCGAAUGGUUUGGCAACAGGUGAAUGUCAGGAUGAGCAACAAAUGGACAAGAUACGAGAAAGAUUUCGGGAAGAGUUUGAAGAGAGUCGCUGUGGAGCUCUUGACGGAUGGCUUCCGGACCCACGCCUACGAAGUUGAGCGGGUGAUCAAAGCCUUGCGGAUGGAAGUCGGUGUCCAUCUAUCAGAGUAG